Molecule: messenger RNA, 4178 nt
Organism: Coturnix japonica (Japanese quail)
Lineage: Eukaryota; Metazoa; Chordata; Aves; Galliformes; Phasianidae
Gene: KLHDC7A
Product: kelch domain containing 7A
Molecular function (GO): protein binding
Source: RefSeq, a predicted model, not a curated record
GGGCUCGGCAAUCAUUAAUCACAUUCUUCACAUUCUCAAGUGCUUGGCACGGAAAAAUGAUCCAGUGGGUAACUGUGCUCUGGCAGUCCGACAUGCAGCUGACUGGCAAGCUGCUUCUUUCUGCCACUGCUCUGCUCCUGCUGACUUUUGCAUACAGAUUUUACAAGUCCCGCUCAGCACCUGGAGGCAACAACCCAACAUCCGAUGCAUGCAGAGAGAAGGGGAGAAGGAAAAAUGCAGCCCAGGAUGGGCAGAACAUGGAGGGGCUGCGGCACAGGCGAGUGUUUGGGGAACGGAUUGGUGGUGAUGCCCAAGCAAGUGUGUCUUCAGCCGAUCUACAGCAAAAGGGAGAGAAAAUUCUGCCAGUGAGUGAAGAGGAAGAUGGAUGGGAGGCAAAAUCUCACAGCAUCAGUGAUCUGAAUGAAAUGCUGAAGGAGGAAGGUGGUGCGAAUGGACACAGCAUGCUUGUCCCACACGUCGUGCUUCCCAACCAGACGGCAGGGGAUGGAGGUGCACGAAGCACCGAGCAGGAUUUGGCCAGUAGAAUCAGCAGCCAGGAGGGGAGCAGAGAGAUGAUCCAGACCCUCAGUGUCACCUCGGAGCUGGGGGUAAAGAUAACAGCAAGCUGCAGGGAGUCAGACACCUCCCACUCUUUCUCCUCGAUUGCAAAGAUCCAGGUGGAGGAGAGCUACAUCUCUGAGAGGAAGGCACAGGAUGGGGACCAGCAUCUAUCUCCUGGCCUCAGAGGUAAAAUCUAUGACUACUACGUCCAGUCCAUCUCCCAUUCAGUAUCAAGAAAAAAAUCUCUCCCAUCUGCAUUUAUGGGUACAGCCUUGAGCUGCAGCUUGGAGCAUGUCAGGGAAGAGCUGCAGUGCUUGGAGCGGGUCAACACAGAGCAACAAAGACUGGAGAAGGUCAAGGAAGAGCUGCAGACAUCAGAAGGGGUCAAGGAAAAGCUACAGAGCCUUGCCACUCUGCUCCCUGAGGUUCACUCCCAGGAAACAGCCGUGGCAUCUCAAAACCCUACCACCUCUCUUACUGUCCCAUCAAAUGCGGAGAACUUAGAGAAGGACCCCAAGCCCCCAGCUCCCACUCACAGCAUCAGUCGUAAGAACAGCGUACUGCAGAUUGCAGAAAACUCUCACCUCCAGCUGCCCAUGGAUGGGUUCUGUGUCACACCAGCCAGCGUGCCACCAGCAAGCCCUCAACUGGAUCUGGUGGACAAAGCCAACUUACUCCAAACACCACCCUCCUCCCUAGACACCCGUUUGAACCUGGGGAACUGCUAUGAGGUCCUCUGUAGGGCCAAGGCAGAGAAGCUCGGCUUCCUCCAGGAGGCUGCCUACAAGUUGAUGAGUGACAACUACCUACAGGUGCUAAGGACACCUUCCAUCUACUGCCACCUCACUGCCACUGAGCGGGACCUCAUUCUUCAGCGCAGAAUGAAGGGGAAGAUGUGUGUUGUUGUGGCAGACAUCAUCACACAUGAGCUUGGCCUCAGUGCUAGCCGGCUCUGCUGCUAUGAUGACAAAGGGGACCGCUGGCAUCACCUUUGCCACAUCCCACCAGAGGUGGUCUCCCAGGGGUGCGCCAUGUGCAGCAUGUUCAACUACCUCUUUGUGGUGGCAGGCUGUGAAGGCUCGGGCCGUGCACAGAGACCUUCCAACCGCGUCUUCUGCUACAACCCACUGACCAACAUCUGGAGGGAGAUCUGCCCCUUGAACCAAGCACGACCUCACUGCAAGCUAGUGGCUUUGGAUGGCUGCCUCUAUGCCAUUGGUGGAGAGUGCCUGUACACAGUGGAGCGGUAUGACCCACGAUAUGAUCGCUGGGUCUUCAUUGCCCCGCUACCUCACGACACCUUUGCUGUAGCCCACAUGGCCACAGUGUGUGACGGGGAGAUCUACGUGACGGGGGGCACCUUGCGCUACGUGCUGCUGCGCUACGUGGCCCGCGAGGACGUCUGGACAGUCAGCCCAGCUGGCGGUGGCAAGGACAGGACAGUGGAGAUGGUGAGUGUCAACGGCUUCCUCUACCGCUUCGACCUCAAUCGCAGCGCGGGUAUUGGUGUCUAUCGCUGUCGAGCCAAGGCCAAGCUGUGGUAUGAGUGUGCCACCCACACCAAAGCCUACUCAGCCUGCUUCCAGUGUGCUGUGCUGGGCAGCCUGGUGCAUUGCAUUGGUCGCCACUUCCACAUCCGCUUCUUGGCCGACCACGUCUCACCACGCUUCGGGACCAAGGAGCUCCAGCCUUUUCCUUCACCCCGGGGCAGCCUCAUCCCAGUUGUCCUGGUGUUGCCGUGGGCGGGGAUGGAGCAGACACAGGUCUGAGACACUACGAGAUUGUGACAACCAGGUAACAGAGGUCACCAGACUUCAUUUACAGCUCUCUAUUGGACUAAUGCUAUCAGAAAAAUGUCACAUUCAUUUACCUUCCACUGUUGGACCAAUGGCACCCAGGACAAGGCCACCGCUUCAUCUUCCCAUUCCCUGUAAGUGGAAGAAAACAGACUGCACUUAAACAAACAUAAACCUAGGACUGGAGACACAGGAAAGAGCAAAACUGGAGCUGGGCGGACUUGUUUGCCUACAGGUAUUUAAAUGCAGGUGUGUCUGCUUGAAUGCAAAUAAGCUUCCAGCUACUUCCACAGGAAGGUGAUGGGGAGCUGCACCCAAACUGCUCAAACAGCCCCAUUUGGAAGCAGACGCUGAUGCAACCACAACAAUUUGGUCCAAACGCAUACUACUGCAUGGUGCAUAAGAUGCUUGGUAGCAUCUUGCUCACCCCAAUGGGCUUGAAGGCUGCAUCCUGCUAUAGUGACGAUACAGAAAAACUAGGGAAAGCUGAGCAUCCCAGGGAUGCGGGAGCUCAGCGGGAUCAAACACAAAGACCUCAGCCCAGAUUUAUGCCAAAAGGUUGAAAGAUGGGAAUCAGGACCUUGUGUGGAACCCAGCACAACGGGGUCACCGCCAGCACUGGGAGGGCAGCAGAGAUGAAAGGAGCUACCAGGAGAGCAGGCAGCCAGCCGGGCAAAUGUAAUGAGAGUCAUUUGUGGAGAACAAACCUCAGCAGGCACAGGGGGGGAAUGGAGCUGGGGGAAGGGAACACACACCCUCCCUUCAUUCUGGGAAGAAAAUGUGGCCAUUUGGAGGCUGUCCAAGCUGCAAUAACAGGCUGGUGAAGGACUAUUUAAUUAAAAUCCACACGGCGUUUGAACAGAAAAGGGCUCAGAAUGAAUAAGCAUGGUGAUAAAAUAUUGUAAGGGAAACCAUUGAUCACAGCCUGAACCUCUGAUGAAACACCUGAGGCAAGCAAUGAGUCAGCUGCAGGAGCACGGGUGAAGGUAGUUCUGCUGUGCUGCUGGAAGGGGUGUAUCCCUCUGCCUCCCCUAGGUCCCAUUUUAGGGCUGACCACCACUAUGGUAGUACCUCUGUCUGGAGAUGGCUCCUUUAUGGAGUUCUGGUGGUGACCCUUGGCUUUGGUGAGCGCCCAUCUUGACUGAAGGCCUCGGAGUUGGUGAGUCCUUUUCCUUAGAUACCCUCUGUCUUUCUAUCUCCAACUAUAUUUGUAUUAUUCCAACUGUGCACUAUACUUGUAUUUCUUUGACUGCUCAAAUAUGCAUUGGCUCCAGGAAAAGUUUUCCCUCCCUAGCACAGUCCUUUGCUUAAAGUGUUCAUGGCUUCUGAUUCACAAGCUUCAGUGAGGAGGGAAUAUCUUCCAGCUUGUUCAGGGGAAGGGUGGCUGGAUGCUGAAAGCAUGUUGAAGGAUGCUGGAAUGUCAAUGACCAGCAAGAAUCUGCUGGUGUGGAGGUAUUCUCCACUGGAUGACUGGCUGCUACUGCAACCUGUGAAGUGAUUUCAGUCCUCAGCCAGCCCAGGACCUUUGUCCAGAAGCAAUAGACAUUCACUGCUACUUCAGCUCUCACCAGACUUGAACUCAUGGAUACUCCAGGGUUGAUUUUAUCAACAAGGUUAUUCAUUCUCGUGAUUAAUCAAUAUAUCUUCAGUCCUUCUUUCCCACUGUGUUUCAUCCUAGGCCCAGGCUUCAUGCUUCACGUGUUACUCUUCUUUUGAACUUGUCCAAAAAUUCAUUAUCUUCUUUCAUCCGAGCUAGACCAGUCCAUUCCAUCUGUCUUAUGAUUUGAACUUAUUAACUACUAAAUAGCAAUGUCAGCAUUA